GUCAAUGGGAAGGAUCUCUCAAAGGCCACCCAUGAAGAGGCCGUGGAAGCUUUUCGAAAUGCCAAGGAGCCCAUUGUGGUCCAGGUGCUAAGACGAACACCGCUCAGUAAACCAGCCUAUGGAACAGCCCCAGCAAUGCAGCUCAUGCACGCCAGCACUCAGACCGACAUCACCUUCGAGCACAUCAUGGCUCUGGCCAAACUUCGGCCACCGACCCCUCCAGUGCCAGACAUCUGUCCAUUCCUGCUCUCAGACAGCUGCCAUUCUCUUCAUCCGAUGGAGCAUGAAUUUUUUGAGGACAAUGAGUAUCUUUCCAGCUUGCCUGCUGAUGCAGACAGAGCAGAGGACUUUGAAUAUGAGGAGGUCGAGCUGUGUCGUGUUAGUAGUCAAGAGAAGCUGGGCCUGACAGUCUGUUACAGAACGGAUGAUGAAGAAGACACAGGCAUUUAUGUCAGCGAGGUAGAUCCGAACAGCAUUGCUGCCAAAGAUGGCCGAAUUCGAGAAGGGGAUCGGAUUUUGCAACUAGAUGCUGCGGAACUCCUUUUUCAUCAAGGACCUUCUCCUAAGACUCCAAUUAGGAAACAAUAA
This is a messenger RNA of Leptonychotes weddellii (Weddell seal), 588 nucleotides long. NCBI's taxonomy places the organism in Eukaryota, Metazoa, Chordata, Mammalia, Carnivora, Phocidae. The record is from RefSeq and is a predicted model, not a curated record.